Molecule: messenger RNA, 5860 nt
Organism: Coregonus sp. 'balchen'
Lineage: Eukaryota; Metazoa; Chordata; Actinopteri; Salmoniformes; Salmonidae
Source: the annotation of a GenBank genome assembly
UAUGGGUUAUAGGGUGUAGUGAACAUUGAGCUCACUGAGAAACCCACUGAGUACGUCUCACACACACUUAGCGAGUGACAAUAUAUUGAGUGUUUUGUCAACUGUUAUCGGAAGUUGAGCAACAUUUACUGACAGUUCUUUCUCAAGACCGCUACUGUCAGUCAGAUAAACAAGCAAGGAAGCGAGACGAUACUGAUGGAAACUAUGGGUGAGCAUGACUGUGGUAUCUUUAUUCAACUCUUAUGUUAGCAGGUUAUGUUGGUUGUUGUAAUUCAAAAUGGGAAACGCUCUCGCACAUCUGUGUUACUUGUUGCAGAUGCGUGGGAAUUAUUUGAUAGUAACUUGAAAGGGGGAAAAAACCGGUACACUGCGCUUGCCAGUAUCACUGGAGUUUAUUCAGCUUAUUGGUUGUUGUAAUGUAAUGAAUGAAUUCUCCUUCAUAUUGUUGUGUAUAUCCUAAUGUUUAGUUUGGGUAGAACGGGUAGUGUGAUGUUUGUUUCUUAAGUUGUAGUCUUGUCCUUAUUUGGUUGAGAGGGGAGUUGUUGAUGUUGGGGAAGGGGUGCCGGUGUUAUAUUUCGCCCAAUAAGGUCAGACUAUGCUAGGGCCCCUAGUGGGCCAACACAAAGUUGUUUAUGUUAGUUGAGACACACACAGUUGUCUGUUUUGGUCACUGUUAGGGUGAAACAAGGGACUAGUAUGCUAGCUACAUCUCUCUGUAUGUAAGCCUUGUUGUCUUUCUGUAAUGAGUCUUCAUAGCUCCAAUUCAUUCAUGGAUUUUUAGAUGAAGGAGGGAAAUCAUUCAGAACGAGGUGCAGUAGUGAUUCAGAUUUAUUUUGAUAAGGGAUCAGAGAUAAGGGAUCCUGUUGGAAAAUAUCCAUAUGGUUCAUUUGUCAGAGACCGACACACACACACACACACACACACUGAAAAUGUAGACAGAUGUAUAGUAUUUGUUUAAGCGCAAAACCCUACCUUUAGCCUAUCACUGAGUCUGACCUAGUUACCAUAGCUCAGGUUCAAACCAUGCACUUGGUCAUCACACCCUGGUAAACAGCCAUGUCCUGGUCUCAGAGCAACAGAUGGGACAUGUGGUGUGUCCUCGGCACAUGGGCCAGUAUAAGAUCAUCAGGAGUCGGUACAUAUGGGCUAGUAUAAGAUCAUCAGGAGUCAGUACAUAUGGGCUAGUAUAAGAUCAUCAGGAGUCAGUACAUAUGGGCUAGUAUAAGAAAUCAGGAGUCAGUACAUAUGGGCUAGUAUAAGAUCAUCAGGAGUCAGUACAUAUGGGCUAGUAUAAGAAAUCAGGAGUCAGUACAUAUGGGCUAGUAUAAGAUCAUCAGGAGUCAGUACAUAUGGGCUAGUAUAAGAUCAUCAGGAGUCAGUACAUAUGGGCUAGUAUAAGAUCAUCAGGAGUCAGUACAUAUGGGCUAGUAUAAGAUCAUCAGGAGUCAGUACAUAUGGGCUAGUAUAAGAUCACCAGGAGUCAGUACAUAUGGGCUAGUAUAAGAUCAUCAGGAGUCAGUACAUAUGGGCUAGUAUAAGAUCAUCAGGAGUCAGUACAUAUGGGCUAGUAUAAGAUCAUCAGGAGUCAGUACAUAUGGGCUAGUAUAAGAUCACCAGGAGUCGGUACAUAUGGGCUAGUAUAAGAUCAUCAGGAGUCGGUACAUAUGGGCUAGUAUAAGAUCAUCAGGAGUCGGUACAUAUGGGCUAGUAUAAGAUCAUCAGGAGUCGGUACAUAUGGGCUAGUAUAAGAUCAUCAGGAGUCGGUACAUAUGGGCUAGUAUAAGAUCAUCAGGAGUCAGUACAUAUGGGCUAGUAUAAGAUCAUCAGGAGUCAGUACAUAUGGGCUAGUAUAAGAUCACCAGGAGUCAGUACAUAUGGGCUAGUAUAAGAUCACCAGGAGUCAGUACAUAUGGGCUAGUAUAAGAUCACCAGGAGUCAGUACAUAUGGGCUAGUAUAAGAUCACCAGGAGUCAGUACAUAUGGGCUAGUAUAAGAUCACCAGGAGUCAGUACAUAUGGGCUAGUAUAAAAUCACCAGGAGUCAGUACAUAUGGGCUAGUAUAAGAUCAUCAGGAGUCAGUACAUAUGGGCUAGUAUAAGAAAUCAGGAGUUUGCAAUAGAACAAACAGCACGUGAUAAAGCCGCUGGCCACUAACUGUUUCUGGAUGGCCAUUGGUGUUGUCACAGAGAUGGUGUUUUAGUGGUAAUGUCAGCAAAAUGUCUUCUUAUUUCAGUUGUUUAGUAACCUACCUAAUAGCUGUAUAUGUUUUGUUUUACCCAUUAACCACAGAUCUAGGAUCAGAUCACCCUUCCCCUUUUUAAAUGGGUUGAUUUACCAUUCAUAGAUACUCAGGAGUUUCCAUUAACCACAUAUCUAGGAUCAGAUAACCGUUCCCCUGACAUAACCCUUUAACUUCAGGAGGUUAAUCAGUAAUGAGGUGCAAUAGAGAGAUACUAAUGUCAGGCGACUAGAUAAGGCUAAUCAUCUAACAGUAAUCAGUUCAACUACAGGCCAUCAGAGGUUAAAAUAGAAUUUAGAAACACUGAAGACUAGACAGAGAGCUGACAGCUGAGAGAUGUAGUCCAACUAGAAGCUGCUGUUAAACCAGAUAGACUAGACCGAGAGCUGGGAGAUUUAGUCCAACCACAAGCUGCCAGUAGAAGUGAAACUAGACUGAUUGAUUAGAUAGAGCUGAACGAUGUGUAACUACUAUAAACUGUGUCCAGAGGAGGCAAAAAGAGGAACAUACUCAGCUGACGCUCAUGUUUAUCUCACAGCACACAGCAUACUGUUGUCCACGUGGAAACGGGCCACUAUAAACUGGGCUGUAGGGUCACUGGUGCAUGUGACUAGUUUAGAGAGAGAGAGAGAGAGAGAGAGAAAAGAGGAACUGACACACAUACUGACAGCAGAGAAAUAAACAGUACACACACACUCACACAUUGACCAACUGAAAGUGGAGCGAGAGAGAGACGGAGCCAAAAGAACACACACACUUAGGAGGAAGGAAACACACGAAAACACUGACUGGCUGAAACCAGAGAUGACACACACACACACACACACACACACACACAGAGCUACUGUUGUCCAAGGACAAGGUAAGGCUCAUCAGCCAGCUUUGGCAGUCAGAACCAGCUAAGAAACAGUCUUUCUGUAGCCGCACAUGAACUGAACCACACACACAAUUUGCCUUGCAAAAACACACACAUUUCCCCCCAGUCCAAUAGUCCACACGCACCCUUAGAUGUCCUAUUUAGAUCAUGUUUUCUUUCUGUGCCCCCAAAAAAACUUUAGGUAGAAAACAAAGGCCCAGGUUGUCAAUCUGUUCUGUGCUCCAAGUCAGGUGACUGUAGUCAAUAGGUGAUCUUCACCUGGCAACAACCCCAAUCUCACCUGAACUUACUCCUGAUUGGCCAAGGGGAUUAGGUUAGUGUGUUUUGGUUGGUCGGAUCCUCUCUGAAUUGAGAGAGCAAUAAGGAUAAAUGUCACCCUUAAGCACAGAUCUAGGAUCAGCUUACCUUCCCCAAAUCCUAACCUUAACCAUAAAGGGCUAGAGGUAAAACUGACCUAUGAUCAGUGUGUAGGGAAAAGCGUUAGCUGGUGUUCCUACAGCAGUAGACAUGGAUAAGUACAACACUAGGUCCUGUUACAAUGUGAGGAACCAGGCAUGUGGGGAGUGAGGCCUAGGGUUAGCAGGACUUCUCCCCAGAGACAGUCACCUAUUUCUGGGAUGGUAUCUACCCCGGGUACCCUUGUUGGCCCUUUUGUGUGGUUCUGUGUUGUGGGGAUCACUGAGAGUUGUGGUUAAAAUAGUUGGAGCUUGGUGUUGGAUUAAAAUAUCAUAUGACAAUGUAAUUGUUGUAACCCCUACAAUGUUUUCUAUCUCCCUACACCCUCUCUCUGUCUCCGCCCCCUCCCUCCAGUCUGUCCAAUGGGCAGUGGUGCCAGUAGACUCUACAGCUCCCUGGCCCAGACCCUAGUUAACAACAACAACACCACCACUACCACCCCACUGGCCCAUCACCAGGACCCCCAGCACCCCUCCCCCUCCCCGGGGGAGCACCCUGCGGACCCCCUGGAGCUGCUGAGGGAGUGUGAGGAGGCUCUCCGGGACAGGCCCCCUCGCCUCCUCAGAGCCUUCAUCUGCCCCGGGGAGGGAGAGGCGGACAGGGAGGAAGGGGACAACAGCGCCACCCAGAGGACCAUCAGGGUUAUGCAGUGGAACAUACUGGCUCAAGGUAAAGAUGUUUUUUUUUUUUUCUUGUAGCCUUUCUUCAGCACAUAUAAUCAUCAACGUUUCAUCUCAUUCAGGGUUAUUAAAUGGUAUCUUUUAUUGCACAUUUUAAUUCCAAACAUGAAGGACAGUGAGAUGGAUAGACUGACAGAUGAAUGAUCUCUCUCUCUUCCCCCUCCUCCCUCCAGCUCUAGGUGAAGGUAUGGACAGUUUCAUCAACUGUCCCCUGGAAGCCCUGAACUGGGCGGCGCGUAAAUACCUCAUCCUAGAAGAGAUCCUCACCUAUCGACCUCACAUCCUGUGUCUACAGGAAGUCGACCACUACUACGACACCUUCCAGCCAAUCCUGGCCAGCCUAGGUUACCGCGGCAACUUCUGCCCCAAACCCUGGUCUCCAUGUUUGGAUGUGAAGGGCAACAAUGGUCCGGAUGGGUGUGCUCUGUUCUAUGAUGAAGCCCGGUUUGACUUGCUGGAUAGUGUGAACGUCCGGCUGUGUGCUGUUUUAAUACCCACCAACCAGGUUUGUAAAACUAUGCUAGUUAACUACCAUGUAUGGAUACAAAGAAAAUAUGAUUUCUUCCUUGAAGUAAUCACAGGUCUGACAAGGUUUGACAGUAAUAUGAAGGAAACGCUGCUUUCCAAGCACAUAGAGAUCUGAGAUUACCUCAAGGAAGGAUGGAAGGAAGCAUUCCAACAGGACCCUAUUUUAUAGCAGGCAGGGGUGGUCAACCCUCCUGCUGGAGAGCUACGGUUUGUAUAGAUUGUUCAAAAUACAGACUGGAAUGUAACCCUUAACUGUUUUAUGCAAAUGUCUUCCCUACAGGUGGCGGUCGUCACGACGCUGCGUUGCAGGGCGACAGGCCGGCGGCUGUGUGUUGCCGUGACGCACCUCAAAGCCCGGAGCGGCUGGGAACGUCUCCGUAGUGCCCAGGGUUCCGACCUUCUCCGGAACCUCACCACCCUCACCCAAUCACCAGGGGGUCCCACGGGCACCGCCCCAGACACCCCUCUCCUUGUCUGCGGGGACUUCAACGCUGUGCCUUCCGAGGACGUCUACCAACGUUUCGCGUCGUCACCGUUGAUCCUUGACUCGGCCUAUAAAGGGUUAAGCCGGGACGGGCUUUCGGAACCGGCCUAUACAACGUGGAAGAUCCGGCCUACGGGAGAAUGUUGUAGCACAUUGGACUAUAUCUGGUACUCUAGAGAAGCUUUCAGUGUGGACGCGGUGUUGGCUAUGCCUACAGAGGAACAGAUUGGCCCUAACAGGCUUCCAUCGUAUAACUACCCCUCCGAUCACCUCUCGCUGGUGUGUGACUUCAGCUUUAAAAAGCAGGAGUGAGGGAUGGGGAGUGAAGAGGACCAGAUGGAAACUUUUGAUUGACGGAACGAGGGAUGGAAGGAUGGAGGGAACCGAAGCACCACUAUCCCUCCCGAGUCCGGACACAUCUCUCUGGGGUAUGAUGACUGGAGAACAGGAGGAGUGAAAGAGGGAAUGAGAGAGGGAUGGAUGGAGUACACUACCCUCUGGUGUGAGCUUACUUUUCAGAAGUCAUGUUUUCAUCGACUAAAACACUGAAUGAAGGAGAGACAAAGAGAGGGCUGGACGGGAUAGACUGGACGGGA